Molecule: messenger RNA, 408 nt
Organism: Fraxinus pennsylvanica
Lineage: Eukaryota; Viridiplantae; Streptophyta; Magnoliopsida; Lamiales; Oleaceae
Source: the annotation of a GenBank genome assembly
AUGCUUGAAGAAAACCGAAGAGAGGAGAGAACCGAAAUCGCAGGUGGAGACAAGGCCAUCAGGAGAGAUUAUUUGAUCAAAAUCGGAUUCCUCUCUAAUUUUGAAAGGGAACUUUUCCGACGGUUGAGGAAUAAGUGGCGAAAGCAGCAUCAGCGAACUGAGUGCCGUCGUGAGUCGUCACUAUCGCGCGGAGAUCUAAGAUUUUCUGGUGACGACAACGAUGAAGCUCCAACGAUGGAUAAAUGGAGCGAAAAACAGAUGGUGUUUAAAUGCUUUGACGAAAAAGGCGAUGGUAAAAUCUCAAAAGAAGAGCUAAGGAGGCGCAUGAGGGUUGUAGGUGGCGAAAUGUCAAAUGAGGAGAUGGAAAUGGUGGUGAGUCAUCAGAAGCUGACGUCGAUGGAAUGUUAG